ACAUUGACACUUUGUCUCUUCAAAGUUCAAAAUCGGAAUAUGUUUACGAAAUAUGAAUCAUGUAUUUCAUAACUUAUAUCUCUGAAAACAUUACAUAGAACUGCAAAUUCUAACAGAUAGCUGUAUCUAGAACAAGUCUAGACGUGAUCGGCUCAAUGAAAGUGGUUUUAUACCGUCAAAUAUCGGCGGUUUUGUUUCGUUUCAGUGUAGUGGUUCGGAUUCCGCGCAGACAUGCUCGAGUGCCUUAUAAACGGGCGCAGCUUCGGCUGGCGGUUCAGUUCGAUCCAACCAACGAUGUCGGAGGUUGCUAACCAGUGCCCAGUCGAGGAUACCAGCUUGUUCGACAUGGACGCAUGCUAUGAGACUUUUGACAAGGAUGGUGACGGGCAACUAAAUCUGGAUGAGUUCCGCCUGAUCUGCCGCGCGCUGUUCCGAAACGACAAGGGCCAUAUCUACCCACUCUCCGAGGACAGGGCGAGCCACAUCUUCCAGGUGUUUGACAAGAAUGACGACGGGUUCAUAGAUAAAGAAGAGUUUAGCUUCUGCUGGAAUCAUUGGAUCAAAGUGAUAGUCCGUCCAGUGAGCGCGUUCCUGGUGGUGGACGUCCAGAACGACUUCAUCUCCGGGACCCUCAACAUCAGCAAAUGCAACGCGCAACAAGACGGCAGCGAGGUGGUGGAGCCCAUCAACCGGCUGCUGGAGACGGUGCCGUUCGACUGCGUGUUCUACUCGCUGGACUGGCACCCGCCCGACCACGUGUCCUUCAUCGACAACGUGCACAUGCGGGAGCUGCACCCGUCGAGCCCGAUACCAGCGGACAAGGCGCAGGCGUACGACACGGUGGUGUUCGCGGGCCCGCCGCCCAUGAAGCAGCGCCUGUGGCCGCGCCACUGCGUGCAGGACACGUGGGGCGCCGAGCUGCACAAGGACCUGAAGGUGGUGGACAACGCAGUGAAGGUGUACAAGGGAACCAACCCCGAGGUGGACUCGUACUCCGUGUUCUGGGACAACAAGAAACUGACCGACACUAGUCUCAGCACGCAGCUGCGCGCGCGCGGCGCCACCGACAUCUACAUCUGCGGGCUCGCCUACGAUGUGUGCGUCGGAGCGACAAUAGCCGAUGCGUUGGCCAUCGGCUACCGCGCCGUCCUCAUCGACGACGCGAGCCGCGGCGUGGACCUGGCGGACAUCGAGCGCACCAAGCAGACCAUCGUGUCCAACAACGGCGUCAUCGUCGACUCACAUCAGAUACUGGCAAUGGUAGAGGGGCGUGACCGACGGCCGGAACUCGGCUACAAACUUGCUAUGGAACUGAAGAACGCAAUGGAAGACGAACAAUAAAUUAUACUUUGAGGGUAGGUCGGAUAUAAAAUUACUUGCAAAACAUACAUAGCAAUGAUGACCGCAUACCUAACAGCUCGUGCAAUGAGACAAAAUGACAGCAACAACACAUAUACAAAAGCAAAUUCAAAACUUAACUUUUUGAUAACCUCUAGUUGGUAAUGCUGUGUUUGUAAACCUAAAAAAGAUAGGGUUGAAUCUUUCUAUCAAUUUAUGUUUUGAUUGUCGUAGAUCUGCUAUGGUGGUACGCAUCGGACGUGGCUAGUUAUCACUCUAUCGAUAAAGACAUACCUCCAAGCGAUUUGACGUUCCAGUAUGACGUCGCGUAGAAACUAACAGAGAUAUGUUUAGAAUAACUUGCACCUCUUUCAACUUAGACUGCAUCACGCUUCCAUAUUAGAGUAUGAUUUAUAUUCCUUACAAGUUAAGCCCUUGAAUACAAUCUCUCCAGUUGGUAAGUAAUUAUGCAAUCUAAGAUAUAAGCGACCAGACUUGUUAGGAAGAGGAUGAUAAUCCACACCCCUUCCGGUUUCUACACGACAUCGUACCGGAACGCUAAGUCGCUUGGCGGUACGUCUUUGUUUGUAGGAUGGUAACUAGCCACGGCCGAAGCCUGCCACCAGCCAGACCUGCUUCGUCACUUCAUAUGGUGAGAUAUUUUUGGAUUCUUGUCUGACAUGUGACAUCACUUUAGCACGGCUGUUAGGUUUGUGAUAAUCUUAAACAUUAAAAUGCGUAAUUUUAAAGUUUCAAUAGAGUAAAAAUUCGAAUUAAAUAAACUAAAGUAGUGAUUUUAAAUGGCAGGGUAAGCGUCGCCUUGCUGCCUCUAUGAGACGCAAACCUCUGUUAUCAGGGUAAAUAAAAGCCUUAACUCGUUAUAAAAAUGCUUAAUGGUAAUGGAAUGUUAUCCAUUACUAGUGAUGGAAUUAGGAUGCACUGUGUAACUUGAAAUAUACAGUUAAAUCCUUUAUGGUUUAGAAAGUCUAUGGACUCUAUGGCUUAUGGAGUAGGCUAGAGAUCUGGUAUCUAAAAACCCUAUUUCUUGGGUUAUUAUUAUAACUACUCCUAGUAUAGGAUUCUCUUUAAAAGAGGAAAAGGGAUAUGUUCGUGUUAAACAUGACAUUUUUAAGAUAACCCAGUUACUAUAUUUAUUGUUUUAUUAAUUAACUAAUUAUUAUAAAUGCACGUGUACUUAAAUUUAUUGUGUAUAUACAUAGGAAAUGUUAUAUUAUUGGUGAAAGAAUUAUAAUUGGAAAAAAGGAAGGGAUUAAAAAAUAUAUAUAAUGCAAAUGGACCACUCGCCAUAUUGAGUAAAAAUCGAAAAUGGUUGUCAAAAUUUUAAACUUUAAUCGCUAAGGAACACUGGAAAUUUAAGACUUCUUAAUGUGUGUUUGUGAAAUUUAAUAAGUUUCACAAUUAAUUCAUGUAAUUAAAUAAAAAGAUUCAGACUCCCAUAAUUUCUGGGAAAAUAAAAGAUCGCGGUUGGACCAUAGACACAAAUGUAUAAUGUUUUAAAAAAUAUUAUAUCCCUUCCCGGAUCAUCAUUUCCUUCGAUUGAUAAAGUGAAAAACUUAAUGAUAUACCAAUAGGUAUUGUUAUAUUUCGAUGUAUAAGCCUGACCAGAAAGAACCUCACCAUGUUGCGAAAAAAAGAAUUUAAUAAAUUUCUUCAGCCUAUAUUUAUAUAUUUUUUCCAUUAGCAUACUAAGUACUGCUAAAUAAUAUUUGUUACGCCCCCAAACCAGUUUUUUUUUAAUUUCUGUUCAGGCAUAUAUAAUUCCCUGAUAUCAUGUAAACAAAAUGUUAUUAAUAAUCUAAUGUUAUAAAUUAUUAGACGGGAUCUCUACUUUAAAAAAUGCAAUGUUCCUUGACUACUAUCAUAUUUGACAUUAAGUGUGGAUUUUGUCUUACACAACUUUUAUUCUUUUUCGACACUUUGUUUAGGUAGUUCGCGAUUUUGUUACAAAACCUGGUUAUAAUCCUAUUUUAGACGAUCUAUUACUAUUAAAUUAUUAAAGUAUAACUAUUUAUUAAACUAAUUAUCUAUAGCACUAAAGCUUUGAAAGCGAAAAUUGAUCAAAAAAUAUUAUAUGUAUAUUUAGUACUAUAGUCAGAAUAAUCUCGUAGAGAAUGCUAUUGCAAUCUAAAUAAGACAAACUUAAGUGCAUUUCACGGCCAGUUUUAUGUAUAUUUUUAAGUUAGCAAGUAUACGCAUUUGAAAUUGUUUGUUUGCGAGUUUGAGGCAUAGACUAGGUAAAUAAAUAAUGUGUAAAAUAUUCAUUAAGCUCCUAAAAAUAUAAGCAAUGACCUAUACAAAAAUGUAUCCCAAGGACUGACCGGUUAGCACGGAAAUGAAGUUUUCAAAACCUAAAAACUGUCAUAAAACAAGGACUUUUUGAUAAUAGUUCAAAAACUAUAAGUUAUAUAGUAAAUUUGAAAAGAAUCAUUUAUAGGAUUUUUCUAAAAGAAACUGUGUAUAAACUAAAGUUUUGUGUUUGUAGGUUGUAAAAAACUAAAUUUUUCCGUGCAUGAAAAAUGUAAUUCAAGAAAAAUUAUGAAUUACUAAGUCCUUGGAAUACAUUUUUCUAGAUGUCGUUCCAAAUUCUAUAAACUCAUAUGUUUAGUAGCUAUUUUACACGUUGUUUAACUAGUCUCACAAUGUCGCCUGCUUGUCGGUUUGUUGUUUUUACAACUCGACAGUAUGAGUCUCGAAUUCAUUUGUAUCUACUCUCUCUUUCUACAGUAUCGUGUUGGACAAAGAGAGAUAGAGAAGAAUUCGAAACUCAUUCUGUCGAGAGCAACAUCUUUAUAUAAUAUCGACUGUGUUCUCGCUACAAUGCCACCAUAAUUUAAACACCUUCAACAAAAAAGUAAAUAUGCAAUUUCUAGGCAUACAAAAAUAUAUUUAUCUAACUACUAAACUUAACUACGAAAUAAAUCAUCGCUGACAUACUUACCGAUAUAUUAUUAUAAUUAAUAUAAGUGUGUAGUUAAAAUAAGGUUGAGGUUUAUUUGUUAAAAUCCUUAUGCCUUAAUUUUCACUUAACACUACACUGCAAAAAAUGACUUUAGUUAAGGUAAUUUAAAAUGGUAGUUAUAAGUUAUUUAUUUGAAUUAAUUUAUUUCUAGUUUUUAUUAUUUAUUAAUUCAUGUUUGUUCCGUUUCAAUCAAUCGAUUCAAAGUUAAUGAAUUUCAUGUUUUUUUUUAUAAAAAGAGGACUAUAUUAAAAAAAUCUCAUUAAUUCAUGACAUUUUAACAGUUUUAACAAAUUCGUAGUUUUUUAGUAUUUAUUUGAUAAUAAUAAUCAGAGUUAGUACCGUGUCUAAUCGGUACCUUAAUUGUUAAGUGGUAUUUAUUUGGUGCUACUUCUAGAAGUAGGUAUAAUUUUGUUGUCACUCUCUAAUAAUUUGAAAUAAAAAGUGACAAAAUUAACCGCGGUACAGUAUAACAGCUAUAUAUACUCCGAAAAGAGUCCAGACCUUCAGUUGUCCAAUACAGAAUGCUAUGAAAAAAUCAAAUUCUUGUCCAGUGUUUUUAAAUACUUCUCAUCAAAAAAAAUCGAAACAGUCCGCAUAUUCUCUAACGAUGUUCUGUAUAACUCGCAAGUGCGAGUUUCGAAUUCCUGCUAUCUUUCUCAUACUAUAGUAUCGUGUUAAACAGAGAGAGAUAGAGGUGAAUUCGAAACUCGCACUUGCGAGUUAUAAAAAUAUCGUUAGAGAAUAGCCUGGCAGUACUUGCACACUAUUUAAUUUUUUUUGAUGAGAUGUAUAUUUUCCUAAGGUAUAAUUAUCGCAGAUUUGUUCUUUUUGUAAAAAGGUAUAUCUGGUAUAUACCUAUUUAUGUAAUGUUUUGCCAUUAUUAAGGUGGGCUUAAACCAGCCUAUAUUGUAUUAUUUUAGUUUUGUUUUAUGUCUGUGUGUUAGACAAAAAAUGCGCACCUAAUUGUAGACAUUCCUAUUAGAAUAAAUACAUAUCUAUUUAAUUAUAUAGAAGGUUACGGUUAGUGAGAUGUAGCAUGUAAUAUUUAACAAGUAAACAUAUACAUUUUGUAGAUUCCUUCAAUCUUAAUAUUUUGGCGUGUUGGUUUUUCGUAAGACUUACAGCCAGUUUCUUCAUGUAAAUCUAAAGUAACAGUAAACGUAGUAAGUAGUAAAGAAGACUUUAUUUUUCAGUGAAUAAGACCGUCACUUUUGAUUUAUGACGUUACUUUGACUGUUACUUGCGAUGAAGAAACUGACCGCUAGAGGGCUAUACUGUAACGAUUUCGUAUAACUCUCGAGUUUCCAAUUCACUUAUCUCUCUCUGUAUAACAUCUAUAGUAAAAAAGAUAUAGGCGAAUUCGAAACUCGCAGUUGCGAGAUAUAGACAUCUUUACAGAAUAACCACGCUAGGUGGAGUCUAUGGAGAUUUGAGGUUUCUACAAAUUGUCGAGAAUAUUUGUCUUAUUUUUCUUAGAUGUGACGCUAUUGUACUUUAUUUUGUGAUUAAUGAUAAUAAAACAUUACAAAAUGCA
Molecule: messenger RNA, 5852 nt
Organism: Bicyclus anynana (squinting bush brown)
Lineage: Eukaryota; Metazoa; Arthropoda; Insecta; Lepidoptera; Nymphalidae
Gene: Naam
Exons: 8
Coding region: 232-1341 (369 amino acids)
Molecular function (GO): calcium ion binding
Source: RefSeq, a predicted model, not a curated record